This is a messenger RNA of Castor canadensis (American beaver), 408 nucleotides long. The record is from RefSeq and is a predicted model, not a curated record. NCBI's taxonomy places the organism in Eukaryota, Metazoa, Chordata, Mammalia, Rodentia, Castoridae.
UAUACAAAGUCCCCCUUGGCACCUACAUUCUGCACUCCUGGUUUGAAAAUUCCUUCUACAAAGAACAGCACAGCUUUGGUAUCCACAAAUUUUCCAUUACCAGAAACAAACAUUUCAGCAAGUGAUUUGGAAGUUAAAGAUUGUACUUCAUUAGUUUUAAGUUCAGAUGAGUGCUUUGAGAAUUUUACAGAUCCUUCUUCUCCUACAAUUUCUUCUUAUGAAGAUCUGCUCAGAACACCUACACCUCCAGAAGUAACAGUAAUUCCAGAAGACAUACUCCAGAUUUUACCAAAAUACAACUCCAACCUCUCUAUGCCAAUAGCAGUUAAAGCAGUUUCUUCCAGGAAAGGGUUCCUCAGACAUGAAGGACAGAGCAUCCGAGAUGUUGCCAACAAGGAAAACUGGUGA